Molecule: messenger RNA, 3597 nt
Organism: Pseudomyrmex gracilis
Lineage: Eukaryota; Metazoa; Arthropoda; Insecta; Hymenoptera; Formicidae
Gene: Or115
Exons: 19
Biological process (GO): sensory perception of smell; detection of chemical stimulus involved in sensory perception of smell
Cellular component (GO): plasma membrane
Molecular function (GO): olfactory receptor activity; odorant binding
Source: RefSeq, a predicted model, not a curated record
AUGAGCGCCAACAAAGAUCUGAGUUACGCGUUCGCUCUCAGUCGCCAAUGCUUGCGAUUAUUGGGCGCAUGGCCCGAUCCGCGUGUUCCCGUGAGUGAUUUGCGCUGUUCCAGCAUCAGGUUUAUAAUCGUCACAUGUAUCGUGAGUUUCUAUGUGAUCGUGCCGCAAUUGACGAACAUGAUUCGCGCUUGGGGCAACGUGGCUCUGAUAGUGGAGUACGUCGCCUCCGCGAAUUAUAGUUUGAUAGCGGUGUGCAAGCUGAUGGCCACCUGGUAUCACGGUGAAACACUCCGAACGCUGAUGAAAUCGAUCAUGACCGACUGGAUUAGCACGAAGAGCAACGAGAAACGAUGUACGAUGUUGAAGAUCGUAAGAAAAAGCAGAAGUUUGUCGUUUCAAUGUUUCUUCACCACAUUCGUGACGGCUGUGUUUUACAUUUAUUUUCACCUCAACACGUUCUUACAACACGUGCACCAGCUUCAACGGCCCAUUGUCUACGGUCCGUUUCCGUAUCCUUACGUGCAAAAGAGUCCGGGUUACGAGAUUACGUAUUUUACUCAAAUGUGCAGCGGUAUAUACGCGGCCUUUAUCAACUGCACCGUCGACAGCUUCGUCUCAACGCUCGUGCUGCACGUCUGUUCGCAGCUGAUAAAUCUACGAACAACACUGAACGAUCUAGUCAAAGAAGUGGCCGACAAAUCCAUGUCGUCUUUGAUGUUUCAGAAAAAUUUAGGCGCGAUUAUUAUGCGCCACGAGCAUCUCAUCAGCAACGCAAGAACAAUCGACAACUGCUACAGUGCGGUGUUGUUCGUGCACACGAUAACUCUUACGUUUCAAUUGUGCUUUCAAGCCUUUCGAGUUUACAUCAUAAUAACGGAACAUUUGGAAGUGCCUCCUGAAAAACUAUUUUUUCUCUCAUUGUACGUCGUCAUGGUGGUAACGCAUUUGUACAUUUACUGCUAUUCAUCCGAGAGACUUUUGCAGGAGAGCACCGGCAUCGCUUACGGCGUGUAUCAGUGCAAAUGGUACGAGUUGUCGUCAAAGGACGCGAGAGAUUUAAUGUUCAUCGUGCAUCGCUCCGCAAAUCCGUUAAAAUUGACGGCCGGAAAAUUCGGAACGUUUUCAAUCGAGAUGUUCGGAAAUUCAAUAAAAACGUCAAUGGGAUAUUUGUCCACAUUGUUGACAAUGAAAGGUAUAGACUAUGUACACCGUAAUAACCAGCACGACGGAUUCAUUGGAUCCAAAACCAUAGAGAUCCAACUGAAACCGAGAUUUAAUCUGACAAUUUUGGGCGUCUGGCCCGAACCGACGAAGACUUCGAAGUUGAAACGAUGCGUUUCGAGCUGUGUGUUCUGGUCGUCAACCGUCGUUACAGUUUUGUUCAUAUGUUUGCCACAAACUGUGCUUUUGAUCGUCAAGUCGACGACUCUCGACGAGAUAGUCGAGAAUUUGUCGAUCUACGUGCCGAUAGCUUUCACGGUGAUCAAACAGGUGGUGUUACGCUAUCACGGAAGAGGUAUUUAAAAAAAAAACGUUAUUUUAAAAAUAGUUCUGAAGCUACUGGUCGGUCAAAUAUUGCACGACUGGACGGAACCGAUACCGGAAGUGGACAGACGGACGAUGCUGAAGAACGCCAGGUUGAGCCGUUUGAUAUCCAUCGUGUGUUCCACUCUCACGUACGCGAUGCUCACGGCCUUUAUCGCGCUCCAGGUCUGGAGCAACAUGCAGAACACGUCGGAAACCGAUCUCGGGGGUCUUUUGCAUCCGGCCAUCUUCCCGUACGACACCAAAAAGAGUCCCAAUUAUCAGAUCACGUGGAUCGGCCAGCUCUUGGGAACGGUCCUCACGGCUAUCUGUUACUCGACCUUCGAUACAUUUCUGGCGGUGUUGGUGUUGCAUCUCUGCGGUCAGCUGACGGUGCUCCGAACGCACUUGAGAAAUCUCGUGGACGUUACGCGGAGCAACAACUUUCUCAAGUACGAGAAGAGAUUGGGCUUCAUCGUCCACAGACACGAGGAGCUUUCCAGAUUCGCCAUCAUGAUCGAGAAUUGCUUCACCUUCACCUUGCUCGGACAAACAAUGAUCUCCACCGCGAUGUUUUGCCUGACCGGAUAUCGCAUGAUUACGUCGAUGGAUCAGGACCAAGCAGAGCUGCCGCUUGUUGGCUUGGUGUUCUUCAUUAUACACGUAAUAUACACGAUGUUGCAUCUUUUUAUUUAUUGUUACGUUGGCGAGCAGCUUCUCACUGAGAGUACAGGCGUGGCGCAAUCCGCUUACGAUUCCGAAUGGUACGACUUGUCUUCGAGAAAAGCGAUAUCUUUGAUUAUUAUAAUGAUGCGAUCAAACGUACCGUUUAAAAUAACGGCAGGAAAGUUCAGCCCGUUCUCGUUGGAAUUGUUUGGUACUGCAGACUCGAAACUCUUGUACGGAUGGAAUUGUUACACUAUGACGUUUAUGGGCAUUUGGCCGGAAGAGAAGAAAAACUUCAGUCGUGUCUCGAGUUACAAAGUGAUCUUUCCGAUUCUGACGAUGCUUUGCUUCGUAUGCGUACCGCAGUCCGUCAAUUUGGCGUUUAUCUGGGGUGACUUUGAUCUGGUGGUGGAAAAUCUAUCCAUGGGAAACGUAACGAUUACAAUUUCGCUGUUGAAGAUCGUUGCGUUUUGGUUUAACGGUGCACACAUGAAGACACUCAUGUUGUGCGUGACAAGGGACUGGCGGACGGUCGCGGACAAACGGAAUCGCAGCGUUAUGCUGAACAUAGCGAAGAUCACCAGGAAUCUGUCCAUAAGAAGCACCAUAUUGGUGCAGUUGGUGGUGAUGUUGUACGUCGCGUUUCGAUGCUACACGAUACGCAGCACCGGCCGGCAGACGCUGUUCCGCGCAUACUUUCCUUACAACGAGACCAACAGUCCUUUUUACGAGUUGACCAUCGUGGGACAAUUCAUGGCCACAAUAUACGCGGCGACCGCCUACACGGCGGUGGACACCUUCAUCGCCACCCUGGUGCUUCACACGUGCGGCCAGCUCGCGAAUCUGCGCCGCGAGCUGACGAAUCUGCGCGCUUCUUCGCGAGCGGAGUUUCAGGCGAAGUUGAGAAAUAUCGCGAGAAAGCACGAGUAUAUCAACAGAUUUGCAGAAACGAUCGAAAACUCUUUCAACGUGAUGCUGCUGAUGCAAAUGCUGGGCUGUUCGUUGCAACUCUGUUUCCAGUGUUUGCAGGCGUUUAUGUCAAUAAUGGCCGAAGCUAACGAAGAACUCUUCGUCUUUCAACUCGUUUUCCUGUUUGUUUACGUAACUUACAUAAUGCUGCAACUGUAUCUGUACUGUUACAUCGGCGAAAAUCUUCUGGUCGAGAGCACGGAAAUAGCGUACGCGGCGUACGACUGCAGUUGGUACAACUUGUCAGCGUGCGAGGCGAAAUCGCUAAUGAUCAUUAUGCGCCGCGCUCGAUCGCCAUUGCACAUUACCGCCGGACGUUUCUGUUCGUUCAACCGCCAGCUCUACAGCGAGGUUCUGAAGAAAUCGCUGACUUAUAUGUCGUUUUUCAUUUCCGUGACGAAGAGGACAUCUUGAGAUUUGCAACAAUUUUCAAACCAG